Molecule: messenger RNA, 1824 nt
Organism: Sclerotinia trifoliorum
Lineage: Eukaryota; Fungi; Ascomycota; Leotiomycetes; Helotiales; Sclerotiniaceae
Source: the annotation of a GenBank genome assembly
AAGCAAACAUCAGAUUAGAUGUGAGAUUGGCGCCUUAGGAUUAGGCAUUGGUGGACAGAUGUAGGGUACCACUGGUGCACCACAUCUUCUUUGCUCAUCAUUCAAUCCUUCAAUUCCAACUGAACAACAAGACCACUCUUUUAUUUCAUUGAGAGGUAUCAACAUACCAUCCAUCUCAAUAUUGAGUUCAAGAUGGAUUUCCUUCAGGUAUAACUAUUCCAGUCAUAUUCCCAUUGAGCCAUUUUAACAAAUGCUAACUAUGACUUUUCAGCGCCUUGCGCGUUUCCUUGACAGGCCACUAUUCCCAUGGAAGAAGCUCAUCGUUGGAUUCUCUCUCGCACAAUACCUUUUCGAAGGGUUUCUGUCUCUCCGCCAGUAUCAAAUCUUAAAACAAACUCGUCCUCCCAAGGUCCUCUCAAAUGAAGUCUCUCAAGAAGUUUUCGACAAAAGCCAGGUAAGUCAUUCAAUCUCAGCCUUACCAUCUCCCCACCACCCACUGACCUCCAAAAGGCCUAUGGACGCGCAAAAGCACAAUUCGGUUUCGUAGCAGGACUCUAUGGACAAAUUCAAAACACGGCAUUCAUUUAUUUCGACGUUCUUCCCAAGCUUUGGGAUCUCACUGGAUCAUGGCUUUUACGGUUUGCACCCGCUCGAUUUACCGGUGAAAUUUCUCACUCCAUCGUCUUCGUUCUUACUUUUGUUAUAAUUCAGCAAAUUCUUUCGCUGCCUACUUCUAUUUAUCAGACUUUUGUACUAGAGGAGAAGUUUGGUUUUAAUAAACAGACGCCUAAGAUCUUUGUUAUGGAUAUGUUGAAGGGACAAAUGUUGGCAUUCACUUUGACUCCACCAAUUCUCGCUGGUUUCCUUACUAUUAUCCAAAAGACUGGACAUCAAUUCUUCUACUAUUUAUGGUUGUUCGGUGCUGGGCUCCAGGUUUUCAUGAUUACCAUUUAUCCAAUUACGAUCUUGCCCUUGUUUAACAAGCUUUCCCCUCUCGAACCUGGAGAAUUGAAGGAUGGCGUGGAGGCUUUGGCUAAACGAUUGAAUUUCCCUCUUCACGAAUUACAUGUUAUCGAUGGCAGCAAGCGCAGUGCUCACAGCAAUGCUUAUUUCUUUGGUUUGCCAUGGAAGAAGCAUAUUGUCAUCUAUGAUACUUUGAUCGAGAAGAGCGAUACACAAGAAAUUGUUGCUGUUCUUGCACAUGAACUCGGUCACUGGAGUCGCGGACAUACUACAAAGCUCUUUGGGAUCUCCCAGGUAUGCAGACUUGAGGUUGUUAUUACGACUUAUUGUUAACUUUUUACAGGCCCAUUUCUUCUACAUCUUCUCCCUAUUCUCCGUCUUCAUCAACAACCAUUCCUUGUACCAAUCCUUUGGUUUCCACAACGAAUUUCCAAUCAUUAUCGGUUUCAUCUUAUUCUCUGACGCGCUUGCCCCUAUGGACACAGUCAUCAAGCUCUUGAUGAACAUCCUGAGUAGAAAGUACGAGUUUGAAGCAGAUGACUUCGCACAAGGACUUGGAUACCAGGCUGAGCUGGCUCGUUCAUUGAUCAAAUUGCAGAUCCAGAAUUUGAGUACUAUGGAUGCGGACUGGAUGUAUGCGAGCUACCAUUUCUCGCAUCCAAUUUUGUCGGAGAGAUUAGGUGCUCUAGGAUGGAAGUCGAGUGGUCCAGUUGCACCAGCAGCUGCUAAGGAUGAGAAGGUUUCAAACGAUGAGAAUGUCGCAAAAGCUAGUGGUAGAGAACUGUAGAUGUACAGUAUAGACUGAUUUAGAAGAAUCCUGUUAACCUCGCUAAAACGCAUCAAAAAUUUGUGACUUGUAGU